Molecule: messenger RNA, 900 nt
Organism: Guillardia theta CCMP2712
Lineage: Eukaryota; Cryptophyceae; Pyrenomonadales; Geminigeraceae
Exons: 2
Coding region: 1-900 (299 amino acids)
Source: RefSeq, a predicted model, not a curated record
AUGGUUCGGCCCUCGGCUUCUGACGACUCUAAGUCCGUUGGCGUCUGCUUCGCACAAGCUGUCUCCCGAGUAGUGCCUCCUUUCCACCACCUCUUCAUCCCUCGCAAGGGUCGGCUCUCCAUGUACGAGGGGCUCAAGGAAUGCAUCCCCCCUGCUGUUCGGAGUGAUCUGCAGUCCUCGGGGAGUUUCGGCCUGAGUGAGAUAGAGUUCAACAAAAUCCUAGAAAGAAACGGCUUCAACAAGAUCCGGGACCGCUGCACGCUCCCCAUGGACCUCAAGCAGACGGACUUCGCCAAGAGCUGCAGCGCGCGGUAUCUCUUCAGCAACCGGCGUUGGAGGAAUCCCGACGACCCACACGAGCUCGAGGAGCUCCGUCAAGGUUGGCUGAGGCUCCGCCAGUGCGCUUUGAAGUUGGGAGUAGAUGUCAGCUUCGAGACUCUCGUGCAGUGCUGCAGGGCAAGGCAUGCGCUGUGGGCUAGGUUGACGUCCAAUUGGAGAAAGACUCCCCGCCGGGUCUGCCGCAAGAAGACGAUAGCCGCGUCAACGAAGCAACGGCAGCAAACGACUACUGACCCCUCCAGCUCAGAGCUGAUCUCAAUAUCGCAUGACUCAGCACCAUCGUCGACAUUCUCACCUGCUCCAACGCAAGAUUCUUGUGAAGACGAGCUUGACAUCAUGCGGCUCAACUCCUUGAGCGAGGACGAGACUGCCGAAUGGAUCAGGAAGCUCGAGCGCUUGCAGGGAGGCGGGAAGAAAGACGAGGAGCUCUACUUACAACAAUUCUCCGAAGCUUCGCACGCGAUGUGGGAGACCAUCACUGAGGAGAUCGAAAGUCAAAGUCUGCAGAGCGACGAAGACUUGACCCGACAAACUCUCAACAACUUGAUGACUCGGUACUGA